AUGAGAAUGAACCUCAAGAUAUUCCUAGCUUUGGCAUCAGCCACAAAAGCAGCCCAUUUACCAUCGAGUCACGACACUUACGAGUACAUUGUCGUGGGAUCAGGCCCUGGCGGUGGACCCUUGGCAGCGAACCUUGCGCGAGCUGGUCACUCGGUUCUUCUUGUCGAUGCUGGAGACGAUCAAUUCAACAAUACCAAUUCCGAGAUUGUUUACAACAACACGCUAGCCAUCAAUGAUCCUCUCACCAGAUGGGACUUCUUUGUCACUCGAGACACUCCAGAAUUUGAAAGUGAAUUCGAGUUCAUGACGUGGAGACAAGAAAACGGAGAGUUCUAUGUAGGCCGCGAUCCUCCAGAGGGUGCUGAACGACUAGGCAUAUACUACCCUCGUGCCGGUACCCUUGGGGGUUGUGCUAUGCAUAAUGCUGCAACACUCUCGUUACCGGCCGACGUUGACUGGAACGACGUGGCUGAGAUCACUGGCGAUAAUUCAUGGAUGUCAACGAAUAUGCGCCAGUACUUGGUUAAACUUGAACGAUGUAACUACCUGCAAAAUGGAAGCGACCCUUCUCACGGGUUUACGGGAUACAUCGACACUUCGCAGGCUGAUCCUUCAUGGGCGUUGAACAGCUCUGAUCAAACUUCUCUUGCUCAACUUACCUCUGAUCUACUGGGAGGAAACCAAACCAACUCGACGCUAUUCACGUUACUAAGCCGCGACAUCAACACAGAUGAUCCUAAUAGGGAUCAUAUUAACGGCGUCUUUACGCCGCAUACUCACUCCCGCCAUGGUGUCCGAUCCAGCCCGCUCAAUCUUAUCCGCGCCACCCUUGAUGAUCCUCAGAAUUUUCCCUUGACCGUUCAAGAGCAUACCCUUGUCACAAAGGUAAUCUUCUCCGAGUAUUCGGAUCCCAAAGGCCCCAAAGCCAUCGGCAUCGAAUACUUACAAGGCAAAAGUCUUUACGCAGCAGAUCCACGACACAAUACCAGUUUCAAGAGUACUGCUGGCAAGGCAUUCGCAACUAGAGAAGUUAUCCUUGCCGGUGGUGUCUUUAAUACGCCUCAGCUGCUCAAGCUUAGUGGAAUCGGACCAGCUUCGGAAUUGGAAGCAUUUAACAUCACGGUUAUCAAGGAUCUUCCCGGGGUGGGAACUAGAAUGCACGAUAAUUACGAGGCAGUUCUAUAUGGUACGUUCCAGAAGCCUGUUGUGGGUUUCUGGGACGUUGUCUAUACCACAGCAGCAGCCCUGCGAACGCGCGAUAUUCACUUCUACUGUGGUAGUAUGAAUUUCAUCGGCUUCUUCCCUGGCAUGCCGGGUUGGAACAGGAACGAGUUUGAAUGUGGUUUUAUGCAGUUGCAUCCCAGGAGCAUCAACGGCACUGUCAAGCUCAGAUCUGCAAACCCGCAAGACGUUCCAGACAUCGACCUGGGGUUUUUCCGUGGAGAUAGUAGUCAGGAUAUUGAGUCUAUGGUGGAUGCUAUCAAUUUCGUGAGGCCAAUUUUCAACAGUCUUGAGGAUAAUCCGUUUACCGAACACCGCCCAUGUGCCACAGGGGUGGAAUGCACAGACACUUGGCAGAAACACUACCUCCGGGCGCAGACUUACUCUCACCAUGUCUCAGGCACCUGUGCAAUUGGAUCCGAUCAAGAUCCAUUUGCUGUGUUGGAUUCCAAGUUUAGGGUAAGAGGGGUACAGAAUCUCAGAGUUGUAGAUGGAUCUGUCUUUCCAGUUCAACCAGGCGAAGUGCCCACCUUGGCAACGUUGAUGGUGAGCGAGAAAGCUUUGGUAGAUGUAUUAGCAGAUGUGUAG
Molecule: messenger RNA, 1809 nt
Organism: Fusarium venenatum
Lineage: Eukaryota; Fungi; Ascomycota; Sordariomycetes; Hypocreales; Nectriaceae
Molecular function (GO): flavin adenine dinucleotide binding; oxidoreductase activity, acting on CH-OH group of donors
Source: RefSeq, a predicted model, not a curated record